Messenger RNA from Daktulosphaira vitifoliae (grape phylloxera), 1195 nucleotides. RefSeq lists its product as uncharacterized. The record is from RefSeq and is a predicted model, not a curated record. The transcript is spliced from 6 exons. NCBI's taxonomy places the organism in Eukaryota, Metazoa, Arthropoda, Insecta, Hemiptera, Phylloxeridae. The coding region runs from base 1 to 1128 and encodes 375 amino acids.
AUGGUUAAUAUUAUUACACGAAUAAUAAGAAUUGGUAAGAAGAAACUUGGGUUAAGAAAAAAACGCAAAGUCAUCUCAGUAGAUUAUGGAACACAAACAAACAAAUUGACAGAUGAUAUAAACGGUCAAAUAAAAUCUGUUCCAGAAGCACAUAUUUUGGAGUCACAGAAUAAGGAAGUUCAAGACAUUGCAGUUCAGACAUCUUUAUUAACCUCUGAGAAACUUACUCAGACUAAUAUUAAACUUAUGUUUAAUGUGUCUGAGACACAAACAGAAUUGUCCUUACUGAAUUCAUUAAAUUGUGAAACACAAACUGACGUCUCAUUAGAAAAUAUUAUUUCAAAUAAAAAAUCUUUGCACGAGCGUCAUGAUUCAAUGUCAAUAUUAAAAAAUUAUAUGCACACUGGUUCUCAGUGUUGUCUCAUACCUACUACAAAUGAGCCCAUUUUAGACACUAUAAAGGAAUUAUCUUUAAAAGGUACGUUUAAUUUACAAGAAGUAAUUAAUCCUUCAACGACACUUAAUGACGCUCAAGAAAAGACUGAACCGUAUGUGACAAAAAAACACAUAACCACUGAAGGUAAAUUUGAACAAAUUUCUAAUAGAAAUAUCACAUUAGUUGAUGAAAUUAUAGAACAUGAUUUGAAGUCAUGUAUUUCGUUUCCUUUAGAAGCAUCUAAAGAAGUAGAUGCGGUGUAUGAUUGGUCAAAUGCUGUAGAGGACUUUAAUAAAACAUACUUGAAUGAAGGUGUAGUGAACAAGCAGAACGGAUCUCAGGUCGACAAUGGUCUACAAUUCUAUACUCUGGAUAAUGUUCCUCAACUUCAGUUAAGAAAUAAUUAUGAUUAUAGCAUGAGAGUGCUGUACUGUCAAGCAGAUUUUUUUCGCAUGACAAGAGUCAAAAAUGAACAAAUAAUAAGAACCAUGGAAAAUAUUAUGAAUGUAUAUUAUAAACAUACACAAGAUUGUAAUUUUAAACCACGACGUGAUGAACUUUGUGCCGUUAAAUAUAGUGACGGUAACUGGUAUAGAGGAGUUUGUACUGGUGUUGAAAAUAGUGUGGAUGGAAGUCAAUUUUAUAAUAUUAAUUUAAUCGAUUGGGGAGAAACGAUUUCUGUAAUCAGCUGAACUGCGUAGAUUGGAAACGUUUUAUAUGAAACACGCGCCUUUGGCAGUCAAAUGCAUUCNGUUUUAU